Sesamum indicum (sesame) is the source of this 3538-nucleotide messenger RNA. RefSeq names its product methionine S-methyltransferase (gene MMT). Lineage: Eukaryota; Viridiplantae; Streptophyta; Magnoliopsida; Lamiales; Pedaliaceae. Gene Ontology annotation, biological process: biosynthetic process. The record is from RefSeq and is a predicted model, not a curated record. Gene Ontology annotation, molecular function: pyridoxal phosphate binding; methyltransferase activity.
UUCAUACGUAUACACGCAUUGCACACCCAUAGCUCUCUGCGACUGCAUAGGCAGACAACACACGGUGAUUAACAUUGAAUAUGGAAGAGUUUCUGAAGCGGUGCGAGCAGUCCGGCGAUGCAGCCUACGGUGCUCUCCGAUCGCUCCUGGAGCGACUCGAGGAUCCGAGUACGCGGACCGACGCACGUGUCUUCCUGUCGGAGCUCCAGAAACGAUUCAGUUCCAAGGAAGCCUCGGAGCGCGAUCGGUGCCUUGAGACCUACCAUUUCCAAAUUCAAGACAUCUAUCUCGAACAGUAUGAAGGUUUUGAGAAGCGGAAGAAACUUAGCAUGAUUGUAAUACCCAGUAUCUUUAUGCCCGAGGAUUGGUCCUUCACUUUUUACGAGGGUCUCAAUAGGCAUCCAGAUUCUAUUUUUAAGGACAAGAGUGUAGUUGAGCUUGGCUGUGGAAAUGGCUGGAUAACCAUUGCCAUUGCUGAGAAGUGGUUGCCCUUAAAGGUAUAUGGUCUUGACAUAAAUCCAAGAGCAGUGAAGAUUUCUUGGAUAAAUCUAUACUUGAAUGCUUUGGACGACAAUGGGCAACCAAUUUAUGAUGGGGAGAAAAAAACUUUACUUGAUAGGGUUGAGUUCUAUGAAUCAGAUUUGCUAUCUUACUGCAGAGAUAAUCAUAUAGAAAUUGACCGAAUUGUUGGAUGCAUACCACAGAUUCUUAACCCUAAUCCAGAUGCAAUGUCCAAAAUGAUUACGGAGAGCGCCAGCGAAGAAUUCUUACAUUCUCUGAGCAACUACUGUGCUCUUCAGGGCUUUGUGGAGGACCAAUUUGGGUUAGGUCUCAUUGCAAGGGCCAUCGAAGAAGGGAUAUCUGUUAUAAAACCUCUGGGGGUUAUGAUCUUUAAUAUGGGAGGUCGCCCUGGACAAGCAGUGUGUAAGCGUUUGUUUGAACGUCGUGGUCUUCGUGUUAAAAGACUCUGGCAGACUAAAAUUCUUCAGGCUGCUGACACAGAUAUUUCAGCCUUAGUUGAAAUUGAAAAGAAUAGUCCACACCGUUUUGAAUUCUUUAUGGGACUUGCUGGAGAUCAACCAAUUUGUGCACGAACAGCUUGGGCCUAUGCGAAAGCUGGUGGCCGUAUUUCUCAUGCUUUAUCAGUAUAUAGUUGUCGACUCCGUCAACCUAAUCAGGUGAAAAAGAUCUUUGAGUUUCUGAGAAAUGGAUUGACUGAUAUCAGCAGCGUUUUAGAUUUGUCUUUUGAGGAUGAGUCUGUUGCGGAUGAGAAGAUUCCAUUCCUAGCUCAUCUCGCUAAUAUUUUACAAGAUAUUUCAUUUUUCUCUUAUCAACCACCAGCAGGAAGCAGACGUUUUCGUAGUCUUAUUUCUGGCUUUAUGAGAACAUACCACCAUAUCCCACUGACUGCAGAUAAUGUUGUUGUAUUUCCUUCAAGGACUGUUGCUAUUGAAAGUGCUCUACGUCUGUUGUCGCCGCACCUCGCCAUUGUUGAUGAACAACUGUCCCGAUAUUUACCAAGCCAAUGGUUAACAACCUUAAAUAUUGAGAAGGCAGAAACUGGAAAAAACUCGGAGGAAGUAAUAGCAGUCAUUGAGGCGCCACGUCAGUCAGACUUGAUGUUGGAGCUGAUAAAAAAGUUGAAGCCAGAGGUAGUAGUGACAGGGAUAGCUCAAUUUGAGUCAGUUACUAGUUCAGCAUUUGAGCAUCUUUUGGACACGACAAAAGAAAUUGGCUCUCGUUUGUUUUUGGAUAUAUCAGACCAUUUUGAGCUAUCUAGCCUUCCCAGUUCCAAUGGAGUCCUUAAGUAUCUUGCUGGAACUCCUCUGCCUCCACAUGCUAUGAUUGUUUGUGGCUUACUGAAAAAUCAGGUUUAUACAGAUUUGGAAGUGGCUUUUGUGAUUUCAGAGGAAGAGGAAAUGUUCAAAGCUCUAUGCAAGACGGUUGAACUUUUACAGGGAAGUACAGCAAUAAUUAGCCAAUACUACUAUGGUUGUCUUUUCCAUGAGCUUCUAGCUUUCCAGCUGGCUGAUCGACGCCCGCCUCCACUGAGAAAUGGUGAGAAGGCGAAAGCUACUGCAGUUAAUGGAUUUUCUAGUUCUACACUUUCAUUACUUGAUCAUACCGAGUUAUCGAUAAAUGAAUCUGAUGAGUCUUCCCUGGUUCAUAUGGAUGCCGACCAAAGCUUUUUGCCCUUAACAAAACCUGUUACGGCUGCCAUCUUUGAGAGUUUUGCAAGGCAGAAUAUAACAGAAUCAGAAACUGAUGUUACACAUGGCAUUAGACAAUUAGUUAGCAGCAGUUAUGGCUUUCCAUCUAAUUGCAACACGGAGUUCAUAUAUGCGGACUGUCCUGUGGCACUUUUCACUAAGUUGGUUCUCUGCUGUGUUCAAGAGGGUGGAACUCUGUGCUUCCCAACUGGCUCCAAUGGAAAUUAUGUAUCUGCUGCAAAAUUUUUGAAGGCAAAAAUUGCAAGCAUUCCGACCAAUCCAGAAGUAGGGUACAAGUUGACAGAAGAAACACUUACUGCUGCAUUGAAGACUGUUAAUAAACCAUGGAUAUACAUUUCUGGUCCAACUGUCAGUCCAACUGGAAUGCUAUAUAGUAAUGAAGAAAUGAAUAAGUUAUUAUCUGUAUGUGCUGAGUUUGGAGCGAGGGUUAUUUUAGAUACUUCAUUCUCGGGAGUCGAAUUCAAUUCCAAGGGUUUCAAUGGCUGGAAUUUGGGAGCAACAUUGGAGAAACUUUCAUCUGCUAACUCAACCUUUUGUGUGUCUCUACUCGGGGGAUUAUUCAACGGGCUCAAAUUUGGUUUUCUACUUAUAAAUCAGCCCUUUUUGAUGGAUUCUUUCCAUAGCUUUGCAGGAUUAAGCAAACCUCACAGCACAACCAAGUACGCAGUAAAGAAAUUGCUGGAUCUUAGAGAGCAAGAAACAGGGAAUCCAUUGAAUGCUACAGCAGAACAGAUGGAAAAUCUAGAAAAUAGAUAUAAGCACUUGAAGCAGACACUUGAAAGUAGUGGUUGGGAGGUGCUUGAAGCUCAAGCGGGCAUUUCUGUUGUAGCAAAGCCAUCUGCUUACCUGGGCAAGACCAUCAAAAUAAACAAAAGUGGUAGUAGCCAGGAGAUUAAGCUUGAUGACUCCAAUAUCAGGGAAGCCAUACUCAGCAGCACUGGCCUGUGCAUCAACAGUGCUAAAUGGACCGGCAUUCCAGGUUACUGCCGAUUCAACAUCGCCCUGGAAGAAAGCAAUUUCAAGCGUGCUUUGGAUUGCAUUGCCAAAUUCAAAAGCUCGGUUGGUAAGUGAAAUAUUGCACUCUCAAUGUUAUGCUACCACAUGUUCUUUUCUUUGGCUUUUUGCUCACAACUUUGGUGUUGUGAAGUAGACUUCUUGUUGAUCAGCCAAACUGAUGUUGCUCUUCUUACUGAAAGAGCCACAGGUUUCGUUCUUCUACUUGGUAGUCCUCAUUUAUAGAACUUGAACUUAUGGAUCCUUUCGAGUUUUAUGCUAUUUGCAGCUACUGAACUCGAUUUUUUAAAUUA